GUCGGAUCUGAGGGUCCAGCGGGAUGGGGGCCGCCGCGCGCGCAGACGCAGCCGUCUCGAGGUCAGCGACCACCCCUGGGGUCCGGCCGAGACGUCCGGCGGAAUGCAGCAGCGGUGCCUCGCGGUGCUCCUCGCCGCCCUGCUCGCGAGGCAGUGCCUCGGGAAGACGCUCCGCGCCGACGGUGCCGUGCGCUCGGGCGCGAAGGAGGAGCCCCAUCCGCCGCCAGAGCCCUCGGGAGCGGAGCCCGCCAAGGCACCGGACGGCCUCUUCGGCUCCAAGGGCGACGCCUGCAGCGCCUGCAAGUUCCUGGCCACCGGGUCAUGCGCCAUGUACAACACGUGCAUCUGCUACGCUACCAACAGCUUCUUCGAGGUGAUGGGCGUGCCGAGCCCCACUGACAAGGAGAACUGGCACUGGGCCUGCGGGAACGAGGGCGGUGACAAGUACGAGCUCUGCUUCUCCGUGAACGAGCACUACGAGGACACCUUCGGCGACAAGAAGGACCCGAACAAGCCGAAGUGCCCCGUCUGAGGCCCUGCGGCGGGCGAGGGCGGGCGGGCACGCGCACGGCGGCGGGCGGUGUGCCUGGAGAGCAGGGGGGGGGCACGCAAGAGAGGCAGCUGCUCGACGUCCCAGCAGGGAUCUGUCCGUUCUGUGCGCCGAGGAGCGCAUGAGCCCCGCCCACGUGCUACGCACCGCUGUAGAGCGCACUCGAGGUGCCAGGGUCAUUUCCGGAGUGUUCAGCGUCGGCCGAGCCCUGACCCGUGCCCCCGAUGAGCCCGCCGCCCAUCAUUAUCAUCAUCCUCAUCAUCAGGCGGUUGUGGAAUGUCACAGCGUCGGCGGGCGGCCGCGAAUGCGCGGGCGUCGUUUUGGGGCUGCGGAUGGAAGCGAGGGGCGCGCCAGCGUUGCCGAGAGAAUGCGGGACAGACAAGGCGAGGCGCGCUCACGACCUGCGGGCAGGACGACGGGCACUGGCCCACUCGCGCGGCCAGGGUGGGCGAUCGGUGCGAGGAGCUUGUGUGGAUGAGCGCGCAGCAGGCACAGGUCUUCACAGAGCCCCCAGUUUCAUCCUCAGAGUCAGAGCGCGCGCUCCAGGUCGAUCCCACUGCUGCCCGACC
Prorocentrum cordatum is the source of this 1119-nucleotide messenger RNA. NCBI's taxonomy places the organism in Eukaryota, Dinophyceae, Prorocentrales, Prorocentraceae. The record is from the annotation of a GenBank genome assembly.